Anthonomus grandis grandis is the source of this 588-nucleotide messenger RNA. RefSeq lists its product as uncharacterized. The record is from RefSeq and is a predicted model, not a curated record. Bases 1 to 588 code for a protein of 195 amino acids. NCBI's taxonomy places the organism in Eukaryota, Metazoa, Arthropoda, Insecta, Coleoptera, Curculionidae. The transcript has a single exon. Gene Ontology annotation, molecular function: nucleic acid binding.
AUGAAUGAGGAGUUAUUCGAACAAUGCUUUUCUAAAACUUUGCCUAUGCUUGACGACAACAGCGUCAUAAUUUUAGAUAAUGCCCCAUAUCACUCACGGAAGCUUGAAAAAGUCCCAACAAGUUAUUCAAGAAAAGCCGACAUUCAAAACUGGCUCCGUUUGAAGAAACUCGAGUUUGAUGAAACAAUGCUAAAAUAUCAGAUUUUAGAUAUUGUAAAACAACGUAAGUCUCAAUACAAUAAGUACAUAGUUGAUGAAAUAGCUAAGACUCAAAAUAAAACUGUACUACGCUCGCCUCCUUAUCACUGCGAGCUCAACCCAAUUGAGCUCAUAUGGGCCGAAGCGAAGAAUUUUGUUGCCAAACAUAAUACGACCUAUAAGUUAUCUGAUGUGAAAGACCUUUUUAAUUGCGCCUUAAUGAACAUUACACCCGAGAAGUGGCAAAAAUGUAUCGAACAUGUAGUGCAAAAGGUAGAAAGCAGAAUGUGGAGGAUAGAUAAUAUUAUGGAAACGCAAGUGGAACAACUUAUUAUUCACGUAGAUGAAAAUAAUUAUGGUAGUGAUAGUUUUUCCACCUCAUCAGAAUAA